CCCCGCCCCCUGCCGCCGCCGCACCUCCACUCCGCGGCGCCCGCCCUCCCUCUCCGCGCGGUCGGUGCGUCCCUCCGCCUGUUCCCAGCCGCUGCGCCUCGCACUUCUGACUCGAGUCCCCGCCGCGCUCGUCGUCGCCGCCCCGCGCCAUGGAGCCGGCCGUGGGCAGCGAGCGCCGCAGCCCCCCGGGCCCCGCCGUCCCGCCACCGCCCCGGGUCCACGCGCCCUUGGCCGCCGCCCCCGGGCCGGGCCCGCUGAGCUCCCCCGCGCGCGAGCCGCCGCAGCCCGAGGAGGAGCGGCAGCUGCGGAUCAGCGAGAGCGGCCAGUUCAGCGACGGGCUGGAGGAUCGAGGCUUACUAGAAAGCAGCACUCGGCUAAAACCCCACGAAGCCCAGAACUACAGAAAGAAGGCGUUGUGGGUCUCCUGGUUCUCCAUUAUUGUCACACUGGCCCUGGCGGUGGCUGCCUUUACUGUCUCCGUUAUGAGGUACAGCGCCUCUGCUUUUGGGUUUGCAUUUGAUGCCAUCCUCGACGUCCUGUCAUCUGCGAUCGUCCUGUGGCGUUACAGCAACGCGGCCGCUGUACACUCUGCCCAUAGGGAAUACAUAGCCUGUGUCAUCUUGGGGGUGAUAUUCCUUCUGUCAUCCGUAUGCAUAGUGGUCAAAGCCAUCCAUGACCUCUCGACUAAGCUGCUCCCGGAAGUGGAUGAUUUCCUGUUCAGCGUCUCCAUUUUAAGUGGGAUCCUUUGCAGCGUCCUGGCUGUGCUGAAGUUUAUGCUGGGGAAAGUUCUGACCAGCAGAGCCCUCAUAACCGAUGGGUUUAACUCCCUCGUGGGGGCCGUGAUGGGCUUCUCCAUUCUUCUGAGCGCCGAGGUGUUCAAGCACAACUCGGCGGUCUGGUACCUGGACGGCAGCAUCGGCGUGCUGAUUGGCCUCACCAUAUUCGCCUACGGGGUCAAGCUCCUCAUCGACAUGGUGCCCAGGGUGAGGCAGACGCGCCACUACGAGAUGUUCGAGUGAAGGGGGCCGGCUGCCCUGCAUCUGCAUGAAGACUGUCUGUCAGGACCACGAGAGCUUUCCAUGCAGGCGGACGGUACUGCUGUUUAACUGAACAUUCAAUUCCUUUGUGCUCACGGGAACCAGGUCUCCCCCGCAGGUCGGACUGCACCGCUCCCCCCCCCUCCGCUGCCCCCGCCGAACACCGUAGGACAAUGAGCACGGAGCAGGGCCCCGUCUCCGGCGGGAGGACUGACCUUUUCCAUCUUCUGCAGUAAAGAGGUUCGUGUGGGGCGGAUACGAAGUCUGCUUGGUGGAAUGCCUCUGUGGUGCUCCCAGCCUCCAAGGGAUAGCAGCUCCCCAGACCCACCUCCUGGGUCCUCCGCGUGGGCCCGGAGUCUCCUGGCAGAUUUUAAGAGAAGACCGUACCCUUUGGUCCCUCACCCCUUUAUCACUUCCUAAUUAAUUUCUGUCCAUGUAUUUCAUUCAUUUCAUACUGUUUUACUAAUCCUCAGUCUAAACACCAGAUUUGUUCUAAAGGAGGAGACCAUUCUAUUUUUAAAGUGCUUAGUGAUGAUAGAUGUGUGAGCUUUUGCAUGGUCGAACUCAGCCCCUGACCCUUUCCUGUACAUUCAGAACCCGAACGUACGUGUAAACACAGGAUCCCUUUUGGAGAGAUGUGAAACUACAGUUUAUUUGUAAUAAAUAAUUAUAUAAUCUAUCCAUAUAUAUGUAUCUAUCUAUCUAUCUAUAUGCUGUGUGAAGUGGUAAUGGUACAUUACAGUCUGUUCACGCUGUAAGGAACAAGCUGUUCUCGGUUUAUGCAGUGUUUGUUAGGCAUCGAUUCUGUUAAAAAGACACACACACACAAAAAAAACGGUCUCCCCACACGCAACAUUCUGUACCUCUAGCACUGCUGCUUGUCCGGGCGACGGUGACCAAUAAAGACCUUGACCUGUUUUGUAUGGUAUGGGGAGGUGAUGGUGAAGGUUGGCACUGCUGUGGGUGAAGGAUGGGGUGUCGGGCGGGGGGUCAGGCUCACACCCCGCUCAGGGAGGGGAAGAGAGUAGCCACAUACGUCCAUGUGGUGUUGCCUGGAGCUGACCCCCCCCCCACCCCGGGGAUGGCUGUGCCCCGCCCCCCAGCUGCCUCAGGCUGGGGAGGGGAAGGUGGUGCGGUCCCUUCUAAGAGGUCACUGACCUUGGAGAGAAAGGCAUGCUGAAAGCAUCCCAUUAAGCCAACAGCAUUUUGAGGCAUGUUCUAUGGGCUGUUAGUUACCACGUUGCACAGAAAAGAUGGACACUGUCCAGGUCUGGGAAACGCAAUAUUCAAUAGGUUUCUUUUCUGCGGGUUUUCUCCCUGUAUUUACUGUUUAGUAUAGUUCCCAUUGUGGCAGCUAUGCUGUGGCAUCCCCCAAACUUAGGCACUCAAGUUAUGCUCACCUUUCUUGGGGACGUGUAUCCCAUCGAACAUGCCGGCUCUCUCCCAUGGUGUCUCUGCUCCGGGCGGCGACCAGAAGGUUCACCAGCUUCGGGGAGGCUGCAUCACGGCCCUCCACCAUCCCCACAACAAGCCCCUGGUGGGAGCAUGAACUUGAACCUCCUUGUUCCCAGGGCCUGUGCCUAACCGAGUGCUCACGGACCACACUGAGCCCAAAGUGCUCUUCCUGAAGUGGGGAAACAUGUUCCAGGUCUAAUAAGCCCUCCGAUAGCCUCUUAAGGGCUAUCUAUCUUGCUAGCACAUCCUUAAAGAUUUUUAAACAUCUGACGUAGUUAGUACAGUUACCUACAAAACAAACAGAACAACAGUCUACUUGCAAACUCAAUUCCCUUCUAGGUGAGCGGAGGGCAGGGAGAGUGCUGUGCAAUUAGUACUGGCGGGUGUGAUACAAGGGAAAGGGUGUUCCACAGUGAGCCCCCCAAUCCCUUAAACCUACCUUCCUAUCAGCAUUUUCGGCAGCGUACCUGCAAACGGUGAAACGCAGUCAGCGGCUGCCACCACUGGGGGAUGCAGC
This is a messenger RNA of Balaenoptera musculus (blue whale), 3009 nucleotides long. It is a transcript of the gene TMEM163, whose product is annotated as transmembrane protein 163. Gene Ontology annotation, molecular function: zinc ion binding. The record is from RefSeq and is a predicted model, not a curated record. Lineage: Eukaryota; Metazoa; Chordata; Mammalia; Artiodactyla; Balaenopteridae. Gene Ontology annotation, cellular component: synaptic vesicle membrane. Bases 150 to 1019 code for a protein of 289 amino acids. The transcript is spliced from 8 exons.